Messenger RNA from Nicotiana attenuata, 2106 nucleotides. Its product is annotated as exocyst complex component SEC5A-like. The record is from RefSeq and is a predicted model, not a curated record. The coding region runs from base 293 to 2050 and encodes 585 amino acids. Gene Ontology annotation, cellular component: exocyst. Gene Ontology annotation, biological process: Golgi to plasma membrane transport; exocytosis. The transcript has 11 exons. NCBI's taxonomy places the organism in Eukaryota, Viridiplantae, Streptophyta, Magnoliopsida, Solanales, Solanaceae.
GUAUUAACAAUCAGUUAUUCAAAUAUAGAAAAGGUCUUCCCUUUCCUCUAUUAACGGUUCAUCCUUUCCACCAAAAGAACAAGAUUGACGAAAAAAGUUCCGCUUUUCACACUUCUCGACAUGGCAUAUCUAACAAGUUUUCCCGUUAACAGCAAAAGAACAAUCAAUUACCAUCUCCGAAUUCAACAACCUCCAUUUCUCAUGUUCUUUGAUUCUCCAAACUUCAAAUUCACCUACACGCAUUUCAAAUUCUCAACGUAUACAGAAAUUCGUACAAACUGAGAACAAAAAAAUGUCAAGCGACAGUGACGAAGAUGAGCUGUUACAAAUGGCAUUACAGGAGCAAGCACAGGGCAAAAAACCGCCAGAGCAACCGCCAAAGCCGAAUCCGAGUAGCGGCAGAGGAGGUGCCACGCCGAACAGAAAAAGCACCAAUGCCGUGCCGCAGAAGCAGAGGAAAGGAGUGGAGGAAGAUGAAGAUGAUUCGGACUUAGAGAUACUCAGCAUUUCAUCUGGUGAUGAGGUUCCUUCCUCUAAGGAUCGUAAGGGCGUGUCAAAGAGAAGAGGUGCUGCAAGUGGAGGAGGAAGAUCAGUUGGAAAGGAUGAUGAUGAACCGUGGGAAGGUGGUGAACCUGAUUGUUGGAAACACGUCGAUGAAGACGAGCUAAGGCGUCAUGUUAGGGAGAUGAGGGAGACUAGAGCAGGUCCAGCCACUCAAAUUAAGGCUGAGGAGGAGAAGAUGGCAUUGGCGAAGAAGGCACUUAACAGUUUGCAGUCUUUCCCCCGUGGCAUGGAAUGCAUAGAUCCUCUAAGAUUGGGGAUAGUUGACAAUAGAACAUUAAGGAUGAUCAGUGAGCACUCAUCAAGCUCCCCAUCUGUAGGUGAUAGGGAUCAUGUAGACGCCAAAACUCGCGAGAGGUUGAAUUAUUUUUCUGAGAAGUUUGACCCAAAGUUAUUUCUAUCCCGAAUCCACCAAGAUACUAGUGCAGCUGACUUAGAGGCAGGUGCUCUUUCUUUGAAAACCGAUCUUAAAGGACGUAUGCAACAGAAAAAACAAUUGGUCAAAGAGAAUUUUGAUUGCUUUGUAUCUUGCAAAACAACAAUUGAUGAUAUUGAAUCAAAGUUGAGACGCAUUGAGGAGGACCCUGAAGGUUCUGGAACUUCUCACUUAUAUAAUUGUAUGCAAGGAGUCAAUUCAAUUGCUAACCGUGCUUUUGAGUCACUAUUUGAAAGGCAGGCUCAAGCUGAGAAGAUAAGAACUGUUCAAGGAAUGCUUCAGAGGUUCCGAACAUUAUUUAACUUACCCAGUACCAUUCGUGAGAGCAUUAGUAAGGGUGAAUACGAUCUGGCAGUCAGGGAAUACAGGAAAGCAAAGUCAAUUGUUCUGCCUUCUCAUGUAGGUAUUUUGAAGCGUGUCCUUGAGGAGGUUGAAAAAGUUAUGCAAGAGUUUAAAGGCAUGCUUUACAAGUCUCUGGAAGAUCCUCAUAUUGACCAAACAAAUCUUGAAAAUAUAGUGAGACUCUUGUUGGAGUUGGAACCUGAAUCAGAUCCUGUAUGGCACUACUUGAAUAUACAGAACCACAGAAUUCGAGGCUUGCUUGAGAAAUGCUCUUUAGAUCAUGAAGCAAGGAUGGAGAAUUUACAGAAUGAGAUGAGAGCAAGAGCUUUAUCUGAUGCAAAAUGGAGGCAAAUUCAGCAAGAUCUGAACCAUUCUUUAGACAUUGACUACUCUGUAUCUCCUGGUGAUUUGCAACCAUUAGAGAUGAUCGGCGAACAAGGUGAUGCUCUUAGAGGAAGAUAUAUACGUAGGUUGACUGCUGUUAUUAUUCAGCAUGUACCUGCCUUCUGGAAAGUUUCUGUUUCAGUUUUCAGUGGGAAAUUUGCAAAGACUUCCCAAGUGUCUUCUGAUUCAAAUGUCAAUGUCUCUGCAAAGAGAACUGAAGAAAAAGUAGGAGACGGAAAGUACUCAAGUCAUUCUCUUGAUGAAGUUGCUGGAAUGUUGCAGAGUACUUUAUCAGCUUAUGAAUCCGAGGUAAAUGCUUCCUCUUGAUGGCAGGAGAGUAAGUUGCCAUGGGUUAUGCUUACUUUUAGACGCAGGUGCACCUA